Neltuma alba is the source of this 949-nucleotide messenger RNA. RefSeq lists its product as uncharacterized. The record is from RefSeq and is a predicted model, not a curated record. The coding region runs from base 116 to 949 and encodes 277 amino acids. NCBI's taxonomy places the organism in Eukaryota, Viridiplantae, Streptophyta, Magnoliopsida, Fabales, Fabaceae. The transcript is spliced from 2 exons.
UGUGGAGGAUAGUUCUUUCAAGGAGAUAUUCCCAUCACCCAUUGUUCAUCAAAAUCAACUUCUUCAUAAUUUGACAGUGCUGAAGGUGUCUGAAUGUCAUCGACUCAUCUAUUUAAUGACAAAUUCAGCUGCCAAAGGUUUGGUGAAUCUUGAAACAUUGGAAAUAGAUGAUUGUGAAAAGAUGGAGAAAAUUGUAAAGAAUGAGAAUAAUGACGAUGUGGAAGGUGGAGUCACGUUCAGUGCGUUGAGAAGAUUAAAACUCUAUAGUCUACCACGAUUGAAAGCAGAAGAGCAUAAAACGGAUUUCAACAUUGAAGACCCAGCAACAAAUAAUCAUAAGGUGUCAUUCCCAAAGUUAGAGAUAUUAGAAUUAUACUCUUUAAACAGUCUGGUUCCACCGAUAUGGGAUGACAAACCUUCACACAACUCAUUUAGCAACUUGAAAACAUUGAGUGUGAGUAGAUGUGACAUUGUGAAAUUGGUGCCCCUUCAUGUGCUGAAAUAUUUAAACAACUUGGAAGAACUGAAAGUCGAGUCUUGUGACAUGUUGGAGACGGUGUUUUAUUUUGAAGAUUUAAAUGAUUAUAAAGAGAUUGUGUCAUCAUCGAUGGCUGUGCCACUGAAAGAGUUAAGGUUAGAGUAUUUGCCAAAAUUGAAGAAUGUGUUGGCACCAUCCAUAUGCCAUCAAAAUCAAAUUGAAGAAAUUAUACCGAGACAGGAAGAGGACAAUGAGGACACGGAAAUCAUUUUCAGCAAAUUGGAGCUUUUGGAACUUCAUGAAUUACCAAGAUUGAAGAGAUUUUGCAGCCAAAAUUAUACUUUCAAGUUUCCAUUAUUACAAUCUGUAACCAUAACAGAGUGCCCUCAACUCACGACAUUCUGUUCCGGAGCCAUUCAUGCCCCGCAGCUUCAAAAUGUUCGAGUGACGAGUAUGGAGAAUCUAACAUAG